Erpetoichthys calabaricus (reedfish) is the source of this 2044-nucleotide messenger RNA. It is a transcript of the gene polm, whose product is annotated as polymerase (DNA directed), mu. NCBI's taxonomy places the organism in Eukaryota, Metazoa, Chordata, Cladistia, Polypteriformes, Polypteridae. Gene Ontology annotation, molecular function: DNA binding; DNA-directed DNA polymerase activity. The transcript is spliced from 13 exons. The record is from RefSeq and is a predicted model, not a curated record. Gene Ontology annotation, biological process: double-strand break repair via nonhomologous end joining. Gene Ontology annotation, cellular component: nucleus. Bases 309 to 1820 code for a protein of 503 amino acids.
ACCAGAUAUUUUAAACCACUUCGGCGGAUCUGUUCAGGAAAUGAAGAUGUUGCCUGGUUCCGCAUUAUUGUGAUAGUUUGGUGCAAUGAACACAAGAUUGGUAUAGGAUGCCUCGUCGGCAGGUAAUGGGAGCCUGUCAACCCUAGGUUGAAAGUCAUAAAGCUGACGAGAGGCAAUUGAAGUGACGGAGUCUGAGCAACAGGUAUUACAGGAAUGCAGUUAAAAAGAAAGCGCUGACCAACACAGGUUGAGACACAUGAUGAUACUGAAGAAAGGUUUAGGACGAAUGCCUAAGGUCUGUACCAAAGAUGGACCCUCCUAAAAGGCGCAGGAAGGAAUGCAGCCAACAAGACACUGAAGUCAGUCAACCUGUAAAAUUUCCUCACAUUGUCUUAUUCUUGCUAGAAAGAAAAAUGGGGGCCUCCCGAAAAUCUUUCCUUACCCAGCUUGCAAGAAGAAAGGGUUUUUGUGUGGAGAAUAAGUUCUGCAACACAGUGACACAUGUUGUGUCAGAGAAUAAUACUGGAGAUGAAGUAUGGGAAUGGCUUGAAAAACAGGAUUCAGGGAAUGGAAAUGGGAACCUCAGUACAUUAGCUCUACUUGACAUGAGCUGGUUCGUUGAGAGUAUGAGUGCAAAUAAACCUGUAGACAUUCAAGAUAGACACAGAUUGAAGGUGAAAGCAGCUUGUGCCUCUUUAACUCCUGAUUAUAUGGUGCCUGUCUAUGCCUGCCAAAGACGGACUCCUCUGCAGCAUCCAAACAGACUUUUUACGGAUGCUUUAGAGAUCUUGUCUGAAAAUGCAGAAUUCUUUGAAAGUGAAGGGCGAAGCUUAGCAUUCUACAAAGCUAGCUCUGUCAUGAAAGCUCUUCCAAUCCGCCUGACCAGCACCGUUGACCUGUGUGGUCUGCCUUGUAUCGGAGAACAUUCUCAGAGAGUCAUUAAGGAAAUCCUUGAAGAUGGAGUUUCAAGUGAAGUUGAGGGAGUGCUGCAGUCUGAAAGAUAUCAGGCAAUGAAGGUAUUGACAAGUAUUUUUGGAGUAGGUGUGAAGACAGCUGACCGUUGGUAUAGAGAAGGGAUUCGAAAUUUUGGAGAUAUAUUGUCUUCUGGGCAAAAAUUAACUAAAGAGCAGGAAGCAGGUGUAAAAUACUUCAAGGAUCUUAGCAGUCCUGUAACUGAAGAAGAGGCCAACAGCAUCACUGAUACUGUCAGAAAAGCAGUUGCAAGCAUCGACACAAGAGCAAAGGUGACUAUCACAGGGGGAUUCAGACGAGGUAAACAGAGAGGACAUGAUGUUGAUUUGCUCAUCACCCAUCCAGAAGAGGGCAAAGAGGCAGGGCUUUUAGCUCAAAUCAUCACCAUUCUGGACAGCCAGGGCCUACUGCUGUACUAUAAAACGAAGGAGAACACCUACACUGCACCCAGAGAACCUCCAGUUAAACCUCACAGUACUUUGGACCGCUUUGAAAGAUGCUUUUCUGUAUUUAAAUUGAGCCUUCCACCAUUCAGAGGGAGUCAGGAACCAGUGAGCUUGAGCACACCAUUGGACAAGACAUGUAUAGCCACUGACUGGAAGGCAGUGCGUGUGGAUUUAGUGGUCUCUCCAUGCAGUCAGUAUGCCUAUGCUUUGUUGGGCUGGACAGGAUCUCAGCACUUUGAGAGAGAACUUCGUCGCUUUGCUGGCAGUGAAAAACAGAUGGCUCUGAACAGCCAUGCCCUAUAUGAUAGAAAGCAGAAUGAAUUUCUUUCUGCAAGCACAGAAGAAGAAAUUUUUGCACAUCUUGGAUUGCCAUUCAUCCCCCCUCACGAGAGAAAUGCUUGAGGAGGAAAAAAAAGUGGGCUAUCAGGGACCACCUAAUGAAGAGGGACACUCACUUGUGUGCAUUGUGGCAUGUUUUAUAAAUAAGCAGCAGCUGCCAUCUGCCUGGCACAGCUAAGGUGCCUGCUGUUUGUCACUAGUGCUAAUUCUCAUUUUCUGUUGAAGGUGUGAUACAGCAUGCCUUAUUUUUAAGGCUUAAAUAAAAUCAUUGCUUUUCUAUUAUACAA